AAGACAAAGCAAUGUUCACACCAAUUAUUACUCAUUAGAUCUCAUAAUUCCUUUUUUUUUUUUUUAAACAAACCAUUGUGAAGUUUGAUGAUUAUUUCUCCUUUUCCUAUCAAAACAAUAAAUAAAAAAUCUUCAUCUUCAUACUAGUAUUUCUUUUGAUUUUCUACCAGUAAUCAUCCUGGGUUUUUUUUUUUUUUUUUUUCUUUUUCCUCAUUACUAUUGAAAGGAUUGUCUUUUUACUUUUCUUUUUUUUGUUUUAACAAUUAUUCCAAAUUUUUGGACUGAUUCUUCAGCUUGGUGGAAUCUAUUUAUAUGCUGUGUUUGGUAUCUUUCGUUGAAAAAUUUCUUCCUUCUAUUGUGGGUGAUUCUGUAAUCUUGGGUUUGAGGUGAUUCAAUGCCUGAGGAGGAUUUUGUAGAGGUUAAAUUCAGAUUAUAUGAUGGGUCGGAUAUCGGACCCUUUAAGUACUCACCAGGUUCGACAGUUGCCCAACUCAAGGAAAGAAUUGUUGCUGAAUGGCCUAAAGAUAAGAAGAUUGCGCCAAAGGCUGUGAGUGAUAUCAAACUCAUAAACGCUGGUAAGAUUUUGGAGAAUAGUAAGACUGUGGGGCAAUGUCAGAUGCCCUUUGGUGAGCUUCAAAAAGCUAUUAUAACAAUGCAUGUUGUUGUUCAGCCAUCUGUUACGAAAACAAAAUCUGAAAAGAAAAUUGACGAGGCUGAAAGAAAGAGCAUCUGUUCCUGCUCGAUAUUGUGAGAAUACUUGCUGUGGAUAGAAUUUUUUUGGUUGUUCAUUGUGUGCUUGUUGCUGGAUUACGCACCUGGGGACAAACAGUUAUGACGCCUGAAAACACCCGAAUAAUUCGUGCGCCGAGGAGAUUUAUACAAUUAUACUGCACAAGUUUUGCUAGAAAAUGUGUAUAACUAUGUAAUAUGGUUUUGAUGUACUUUACAUAUCAUAUCAAUUCUGGGGGAUGAAAACCUGUUAAUGAUGUAUCUGCUGCACUUUACUGCAAUUUUAAUUUGUUCUUGAUAUGUACGAUUAAUUGAUUUUGGGUAUGUUCGUCAAUAUAACAUAGCAGGAGGAAACAAAUGUUGCUAUUUGUUUGGUUA
Molecule: messenger RNA, 1107 nt
Organism: Amaranthus tricolor (Joseph's coat)
Lineage: Eukaryota; Viridiplantae; Streptophyta; Magnoliopsida; Caryophyllales; Amaranthaceae
Product: membrane-anchored ubiquitin-fold protein 4-like
Exons: 4
Coding region: 395-751 (118 amino acids)
Molecular function (GO): protein binding
Source: RefSeq, a predicted model, not a curated record